Molecule: messenger RNA, 2361 nt
Organism: [Candida] anglica
Lineage: Eukaryota; Fungi; Ascomycota; Pichiomycetes; Serinales; Debaryomycetaceae
Source: the annotation of a GenBank genome assembly
AUGUCUGUUGUGAACUAUGAUGAACAUAAGGAAUGUUCACCGUUGGUAACAUCACCUGUAGAACAAUCACAGUUUAAAUUUCGAGACCUUUCCCAAUUAAAUGAUCCAUUAAAUGCUUAUAAACUGCCCUUAUCAGUAAUUGGACAUAUUGAUCUUAAUGCAUUUUUCGCUCAAGUAGAACAGGUUAGAUUACAACUUACAUCUGAAGAUCCUGUAGUAUGUGUUCAGUGGUCUUCACUCAUUGCAGUCUCAUAUGCAGCUAGAAAAUAUGGGAUUGGGAGAAUGGAUAAUGUAUCCACCGCAAGACAGAAAUGUCCUGACGUAAUCCUUGCACAUGCAGCAGUUUUCAAAAAGGGAGAAAAGCAUUGGGCAUAUGUACCUGGACUCCCAUCACAAUUCACUCAUAAGGUCCUGCUUGAUCCAUACCGUAGAGAAGGAAGGAAAAUCAUAAAGAUAUUCAAACAAAAUUGUGAUAUGGUUGAAAAGGCAAGUGUAGAUGAAUCUUAUAUGGAUUUUGGUAGAUUAGUUUAUUUUAAAUUGAUGGAAUUAUUCCCCAAUGAAUUAUCAGGAAUUAACCAUCGAUUGAAUGAAACAAUGCCAUCAAUACCAACCAUAUUACCCAAGGAAUUACAAUGGGUGGGGGAAAUCGUCAAUAAUGAUGAGGAAGAGAAAUUAAAUGAACAUGAUAAUUUAGUCAAGGGUGGCAAUGAUGUAGAAGGUUAUAUAAUUAAAGAUUGGGAUGAUAUUUGUAUGUUAAUUGGAUCGAAAAUCAUUUUCGAUAUAAGAAUGGAAGUAUAUAAAAUCUUGGGGUAUACUACAUCCGGUGGGGUUGGACGUAAUAAAGUACUUUCUAAAUUAGCUGGUGGAUUGUUUAAGCCCGAUAAUCAAGCAAUAGUUAGAAACCUGCUGAUCAAUAGAUUCUUAAAUCAAUUUCAAUUGGUUGAUAUCACCGGGAUGGGGGGUAAAAUUGGAGAUUAUAUUCUGCAAAAAUUAGAAGUACCUACAUCAAGAGAUGUAAGUUCAAUUACUUUUAUUAGAGAAAAUUAUUCAAAUUUAAGAGAUAUUGAAAAUGGUUUGAAUAAUGAUUUACAAUUGAGUAAAAAAGUAUGGGAUUUAAUUCAUGGAGAUUAUGCAAAUGAAUUAACGCUUAAAAUCGAAUUGAAGUCUAUGAUGUCUCGUAAAAAUUUCCCUGGUAAACCUGUGACUACCUGGAAAGACGCAAAUGAUUGGAUAAUGGUAUUUGCAGGAGACUUGUACAAUCGUAUGAUUGAACUAGACGAUGAGAGUAUGAAUAUAUCCAUGCUGCAGGAAAAUAAAGAGAAGCCUAAUAUACGAAGACCGAAAACAAUAAGUCUUCAAUAUGGAACUGCAGAAUAUCAUACGCACUCCAAACAGGCAACAAUAGGAGUAUGCCGAGACUUGGAAAAAUUAAGAGAUAAUAUUGAAAUGAUGGCAAAACGAUUAUUACAGGAUUUAUUGGAUACAUUCCAAGGGAUGAAAGAUUUAAACGAUGGAAUUAAAUUAAAGGAUGCAAUAGAAAUGGGGAAAAUAGGAUUAAAGAUUCUUCCAUGUACUUCAAUGUCACUUACAAUAUCAAAUUUCUCUAAAACUAGUCAAACAAGUUUAAUUGACACUUUUUUAUCCAAAGAAUCAGGCCAUGUGGCGAAGGAAAACAAUACUGCACCACCGUCCUCGCCACAGGGCCUGUACAAAGAGUCCACUGAAAAACGAGGAAUGUUGAUGUAUGCAGAUGAGACUUUAAAUAACUGUACAGGUCUAGGCUCGCGUAAAGUUGACCUACCCCAAGCACCUACAAAUAAUUCAGGGAAGGAAAUCGCGGAGAAAGAUAAGGAGUAUAUUAAUUCAUUAUUCAAGGAAUUCAAUUCAGACAAUGUACACAAUGAGUCUCAAACAACCGAUUCUAUAUCAUCGUCGUCAACGAAAAAGACAUUGUUUACAAAGAAAAAUGGUGGAGGUAAGGGAAUUGUUGAUCAAUUGAAUCUAGCGGGUAAAAAGAAAAGUGUGGCCGCGAAUGGGAACGGGAGUCCGCUCGGAAGUACUCCUCUUGGCAAUAAAAAUCAGAGUAAUAUUAUUAAUGAUCUACAAGAAUCAUCAAUGCAUUCCAACCUUAAUUCUGAAAUCCCAUCGGAUUUAAUGGCGACCGGGAAAUGUUCUAGAUGUGGGAUAUCUACCAAUGAUCCAAUUGAACAUCAUGACUUUCAUCUAGCUAUGGAUUUGUCAAUGCGGUUGAAUGGAAAUAUCGAUCCUACUUCUCAAAAUACUAACUUUAACAAACCAUUAAAGUCCAAUAAAGUAAAACGUCGUAAACCCGAUAAGGGUCAAACAAAGUUACCAUUUUAA